Messenger RNA from Phlebotomus papatasi, 3801 nucleotides. RefSeq lists its product as uncharacterized. Lineage: Eukaryota; Metazoa; Arthropoda; Insecta; Diptera; Psychodidae. The transcript is spliced from 14 exons. The record is from RefSeq and is a predicted model, not a curated record. The coding region runs from base 92 to 3733 and encodes 1213 amino acids.
UAUACGCUACUCAGAGAAAUGUCAAAAAAAUUGUUUAUGUUCUGCUGAAAAGUCGAUUUUCGAGGGAAAAAUUGCAUUUUUACCGUGAAAUAUGGAAAAUGCAUCUACGCAAUUGCAUUCAGGAUACAGUUUUGGAUCUCAGAUGAUAGAAGACAAUAGAGAUGUAGUAGAAAUUGGAGGUGAAAUUGCAUCAACUGGCGAAGAAAGGGUCCAAACGGUGGAUUUCAAUCAAACGACAAUAUCAAAACUUUUAGAUGCGGCUGACAAACUUGCAAAGAUCCAGCAGACUCAGAAGCGAAUUGCUGAUAUUCUGGAUUUGGUGCAGGAUGAAGAGGAAGACAAUCUCGAAGGGACCGUGACGUUUCCAUUGAAGACCCUCAGGGAAUUCCAGAACCUCGAGAGGAUGUCCAACAAUGACGCCUACAGGAAAAAUUUGACAAAAUCUCUGCGAAUGUUGCUGAACAAUGGAAGCAUUCAGGAUCCAAUUAAGAACCUUCUGGAUGAUUCUAUUGUGAUGUACUUCUCCUGGGACGAUCCCAAGACACCCACAGUUGUUUCCCUGAAGCAAACAAUCUGCUUUGGGCACGUCAUUUACAAUGCUCUCGGACUGGGCUUCCCGGACUACGCUAACUUUGUCCAGUCAUGCCUCUCAGUGGCCCAGCAGAGAUUUCAGAGCAACAAUAUGAAUGAAGUUCAUAUGACCCGAACGGAGCCCCAGCUUCAUCAGUUUAGCUUCAUUUCUGACAUUGCCCAGAAGAUUUCCGACAUUGAGAUCUUCCAGAGAAAAAUUGAGUCAUACACGGGCUUCAAGAAGCACGAAAUUGAUCCAAUGGUUUACCUUCCCAUCGCCUCUGUGGAGAGUUUGGACAGCCUGGAAAAGGUUUUGCAGUACAAAGCGAUUCAAGACGUUGUGAUUCCAUUUUGUAAGGAACGAUUUGAGAUAGACAAAUCGUUUCAGGGCAUUGUUUCUGAUUCUUUUUUGGCUCAAUAUUCCAUUAAUGGAGAAAAGAAGAGAUACGAUCUAUUUAAAUAUAAAUUCUUCAAUCAUUCUCUCUACGUUGCAUUGGGAAUGCCUCGUUUGGAUUACGAAAUUGAGGUUACACAUCAGAUAGAUUCAGCGAGUGAGAGAUUGUUUGGCAAAGUUGCUGAAGCUGUCAGAGAAAAUCCUCCAAAUAUGGAUGAUGAAACUUUCGAGAGAGCAAAUAAAAUUGUGAAACAUCGAAAGAUAGUUCUGAUGAGGAAGGAGGAUUUGACUGAACAGGGAAUUCCGAGGAAAUUCAGGGAGAUUCUGAGGAAUUAUGCUUGUCAUAAGAGUAGUAGAGCAACAGUCUUUAAAGAUUCAAGCAAUUACAUAUCAUUCUCCAAAGUUGAUGAAAAGGAAUCUACAAAUGUAAUGGAUGAUGUAGAGGAGAAGGUUUCGAGGUAUUUUCCUCUGAAAUCCAAAAAAGCUCUUCGAUUGCUUCACAUCAAAUUAACUGAUGAUCAUUUUCAGUUUACAUUGCAACAAACCCUCGAUGCAUUCUACCACAAUCGCAAGUUUUCUAUCAAAGAUAUUGUGUCGGAUGAAUUUCUGAGCAAUGUCAAUGAAGUUGACUUGUUCAGUACCUUUCUAAUGAAGGAAUUCCUUCCGGUGAUUCUGACUCUUCCGCCAAAAUCUUUCACUCAAAUGGCCAAAAUGGAAUUUAGAGCUCUCAAAAGUGCCUUCGAACUGAAGAAAAUCACUCAAAAUGAGGUGAUUCAGUUGAAAAUUGAACUAGGACAAACUGUUAAUAUUGCAAAAAAUACAAAUGGGACAAUCAAAAAGUACUUACCUAUUGCAACAAUAGCAGAAUUUGAUGAUGUGGAAAGAAAUCUCGAAUAUUCAGAUUUCUAUAAUGAAAUGUCAAAUCUCUGCAAAACGCUUCUGAUGAAGCAGAAAAAAUUCAAACUAACUGAUUAUGUUGCUGAGGAACUUUUGAUCAAGUACAGUGCAAGAGGAAGUGCAAAUACUUUGCCUUUGAUGGAGACAAAACUCUUUGGUGACAUUCUCAGGAAAUUCUCAAAGCGCAGUGAAACUGAUUUUACGUCACUCCUACAGAAACAUCACAGUAUCGUUGUCAGUAAGCUCAAGAAUAGCCAUUUGUCAUUCAGUGAAUCCUCCCAGGGCUCUCAGGAAGUGUCUUCAUUGGAGAAGAAUCCUGACGAGAGAAGGAAGAAGCGUCGAAGGCAAUUUAUUGAAGUGAUCCUUCCGCUGGAAAAUCAAGAGCAAUUGGCUUUGGUGAAUGAGAAUCUCCAAGAAGUUGGUUUUAAAACAGAGAUUGAAAAGGUUUUUCGAAGCCUUCUUCAGUCUACUGAGCAAAAGACACCCCAAGAAAUUCCUCUAGAAGACAUUCUAGAAGACGAUCUCAUUUCUAAGCUCACGUGGAAUGAUAAUGAAGUGACUUCACUGAAGAACUAUUCCCUCUUCGUUGAUGUACUUUACAACUUGAUGAAGGUCGAUUGGGAGGAAUUUGACAAAAUGAUCCAGAGAGCUUUUGCAAGAUCGAUUACACGGUGUAAAGUCCUCGAAGGAAGAUAUGAUUUUGCAAUUAUUCCACCGCAAAAGAAACAACGAAAAAUUGAGAGUUCAUCAAAAACGACCUCAGUGCCGCCGGUCAAAGAAGAAACUCCUCUGCCAUCGACAUCGCUAGAAGAGUCAAUGGAGCCAGAAGAUCUAGAACCCGGAGAGAUUCCAAGGCCUAUUCCGUCGGAAGAUGAAGAUUCGCAAGAUAUCGUUUAUGAAACUGACGAAGAAAGCUCAAGUGUGAAAGGAUUCGAACAAAUACUGCCGAUCAAGUCAAAAGAGGAAUUCAUUCAGAUGGAGAAUCUCUUGACGAACAAACACUUUGCAACGUACUUUGGUCUUCUCUGUGGAAAUUGCGAAGACAAAAGUACUCUGUUGAGUAGCAUUAUCACGGAUAAUGCAAUGAGAUGUUUCACAUGGGAAGGAUCUGAUGAAUUGCUUAAUUUUAGCAAUACAAUGCUCUGCAGCAUUGUUUUGAACAAAGCCUUUGGGGCAAAAGUUGAACUUCUCAAGGAGAUUAUUGAUUCAGUGGGAACGAAAGCUCUCGCUCAGGAUGUCAAAACUUUGUUUCCCAUUUCCAGCAAGGAAGAUCUUAAGACUGUUGAGUCCUACGUUCCUCAUAUUAAACUCAAAAUGAUCAAUCAUUUCACAGAGUUGAAACAGCAAAUUGGAAAUGAAGUUUUUGGUCAGAUGUUUUCCAGUGAAUUGAUCAACAAUCCAAAUUUGUUUGAGCUGGAGAAUUUGCCUAAAAGUCAGUUUUACAAGGAGGUUAUUCAAGUUGUGUGGAAGGAUCUUAGGAAGUGUCAGGUUAUCAAUGCCAUUAGAGAUAGUCUUGAGACUCCUGAUGGUUUCUUCAAGCGAAUUCUGCCAGUGAAUGAAAUGAAUUUAGGUUGGUUUGAGCAGAGGUUGAAAAGGAAGGAAUUUGUAGAUUGUUUGAUAAAGAUUUGCCAGUGUUUCGUUGAAACACAUUCUGAUGGAUAUUUCCACAAGUUGAUCGACAGUGAUCUUAUACAGCAGUACAGCUUCAACGGAGACGAUGGAUUGAGGUCCAUUGAGAAGUCAUCGCUGUUCAAUAAUGUUCUGAGGGAGGUUUACAAGAAGUCUGAGAAGGAACUCUACACAAAGGUACAAAUGGAAUUGUACCUGGCUCAGGCUUUAGCUGACUACAAAAGUGACAAAUUGCAGAGUUGAGUGGAUAUUUGUAGGAUGUGAAAGGGUUAAAGAGGAAGUAAAGAAAAGAAAAAUAUGAAGGGAAAAAA